Messenger RNA from Aspergillus mulundensis, 1437 nucleotides. RefSeq lists its product as uncharacterized. Gene Ontology annotation, molecular function: N,N-dimethylaniline monooxygenase activity; NADP binding; flavin adenine dinucleotide binding. NCBI's taxonomy places the organism in Eukaryota, Fungi, Ascomycota, Eurotiomycetes, Eurotiales, Aspergillaceae. The transcript is spliced from 4 exons. The coding region runs from base 1 to 1437 and encodes 478 amino acids. The record is from RefSeq and is a predicted model, not a curated record.
AUGCUCGUCGACACUGACGUCCUCAUCAUCGGCGCCGGGCUAUCCGGCGUGGGCUUCGCAAUUCGUCUCCAGCAAAAAUACCCACGCACAUCCUUCGAGAUCUACGAGAAGGACGAGCAGCUCGGAGGGACAUGGUGGGCGAACACGUAUCCCGGCUGUGCUUGCGAUGUCCCCUCCCACCUCUACUCGUACUCCUUCGCGCUCAACCCCGACUGGAGCGCGCAGUUUUCGUCCCAGCCCGAGAUAGCCGCGUACUGUCGGGCCGUUGCAGAGGAGCACGAUAUCCCGCGGCACAUCACAUUCCGCUCGACCGUUCAGGCGGCGGUGUUCGAUGAGCCUUCGGGGACGUGGGCUGUCCGCAUCCUCGACCAGCAGACGGGACAGAUCUAUGAGCGGCGGGCGAGGGUGCUUAUCUCCGCUGUGGGCUUGCUCUCGGAGCCGAAUGACUGUGAGAUUCCCGGGGCUGAAGAGUAUAAGGGACGGCUUUUCCAUAGUGCACGUUGGGACCAUGGGUUCGAGUGGGAGGGGAAGGAUGUCGUUGUUGUUGGGAACGGCUGCAGCGCAACGCAGUUCGUCCCUAUCCUAACCAACACCCCCGGGAGCGCCAAAAGCGUUACGCAGUUCAUCCGGCAGCCUCACUGGCUCGAGCCCCGGCCAAACCCUGUAUACCCGGCCGCCGUCAAAUGGGUAUUCCGGCAUGUUCCCCUCGUGAUGCGAUGUUUCCGAUAUGCGAUCUUCCUCUAUCUGGAGAGCUACUUCAGCACAUUCAAGGUCGUGGAAGGGAGAAAGACCCGUGGACAAAGAAUGAGGUCCCAAAUCGCUUACUUGAAAAAAAUGGCGCCGGAGAAGUAUUAUGAUAUGCUGAUUCCGAUGAUGGAACUGGGCUGUAAGCGGCGAGUCAUGGAUACGGAUUACCUUGCUUGUCUGCACAGGGAGAACAUGGAGCUUGUUCGGCAUGAUCCGAUUGAGCGGAUUACUGCGCACGGCGUGAGGACAGAAUCGGGCAGGGAAGUCCACGCGGAUGCAAUCGUCCUCGCAACGGGAUUCAAAGGGUCCCAGCCUCUGUUCCCUCUGGGAAAUGAGAUCCGCGGCGAGGGCGGCGUGAGUAUAAUGGAAGAUCAGCACAGCGCACGCCCCCAACGCAUACUACGGCACCUGCGUCUCGCACUUCCCAAACCUCUUCAUCCUCGUCGGACCGAAUACAGCGACGGGCCAUACAUCCGUGCUGUUCACCGCGGAAUGCCAGAUCGAGUUUACGCUCAAGGUGCUCGAUCCUAUACUGGCUUCUCUGCACCCAUGCCCAUCCAAGCCAUCCGUCGUAUCGAAGCUGUUCCGGUUCAUCUCGAAGCCGUUCACGCGCCGUCAGAAGACAGUGAACAAGCCGAAUAUAGUCUGCCUUACACCCCUCGCAGAGGAAAAGGAGAGCCAGUGGGUUGA